GGUAGCUGAUGGUGUAGUAUAUUUGUUGCAAGAAAUUUAUGGAAUUGAAAAUAAAGAACAUGAUCUUGGUGAUGAAAAUGGAUCCGAAUGCAUCAUUUGUAUGUCUGAUAUUCGUGAUACUGUUAUUCUCCCUUGUAGGCAUUUAUGCAUUUGUAAUGGAUGCGCGGAAACAUUGAGGUAUAAGUUAAAUAAUUGCCCCAUUUGUCGUUCUCCAUUCCGCGCACUGUUACAGCUGAAGACGAUGCGUGUUGUUAGCACGGUUUCAAUAACUGACCAGUCACCGUCUUCUCAACAAACUCGUUCACAAACUAGAUAUGAGACAAUGACGUUAGUAGAAGCACUUAAUGGACCUAUCAGCCACAUACAGUCCUGCGUAGUACCAACUGCUCCACUUGGCUACAACAUCGAUGCUCCCCAUGAAGUUUCUACAUCCCUCAAUUCAAAAGUCACACGACGUUCCUCACGAUCUUCAGUCGCUAUACAGCAGGUGCUUACGUUAAACAACCAGAGCCGGAACAAGAAAGAUAGCACCGUUUGCAUAGAAAUGAAAUGUGCCAAUGAAUUCAAGAAUGAAGAGGAAAUGUCAAAUGGCUGUUCGACAAGUCGUUGUCCUGACUCCCCAUCCGAUAUUCCAUAUUCAUCGGUUUUUUCAUAUGGUCGACGUUACAGAAAACAGCAAACUAUGUCACCGCGGCAUAACCGAAAAGGUUCCAUUAAAAAUGUUGCUCAAGAAAAUGCGCCGAAUGAACUUGCCAAAAAUUCCGAUGACGUUGCCACAGCAAAGGAUUCAUAAUUCUAAACCGUUGAAAAUUCAGUAAUUCUUUCCCGUCGCACCUUUAUUUCAUUAUUUCUUUUAUGUACAUGGCUUCCUGCGUUGCUGUACUGCUGCUAAAUCACAAUUGCCAUUUCGUCUUUUCGUUCUGUUUUCUUUUUUCAUCUCAACAAUGUUCUUUCUCAGAAAGCAAUUUGAAAGGUCCUACCAAGUGAUGCAUUUAUGUAAAUGGCUGAAAUUGCACUUAUGCUAGUUUUGUAUUCUUAUCUCAUUAUGCUGUUAUUUUUUUUUUUUU
Molecule: messenger RNA, 1067 nt
Organism: Loa loa (African eye worm)
Lineage: Eukaryota; Metazoa; Nematoda; Chromadorea; Rhabditida; Onchocercidae
Exons: 5
Biological process (GO): protein ubiquitination
Cellular component (GO): cytoplasm
Molecular function (GO): ubiquitin protein ligase activity
Source: RefSeq, a predicted model, not a curated record